UGUAGAGGACAUGAGGAAAUGGGUCAGAGAAGAUGAUAUAUUUAUCGUCGACAGGGGUUUCCGGGAUGCAGAAGCUUUGCUAGAUGACAUGGGGAUACAUGUUGAAAUGCCAUCUUUCCUUACUUCUCAUUCAAAGCAACACACCACAGAAGAAGCCAAUGCAACCAGAUUUGUGACCAAGCUCAGGUGGGUUGUUGAGUCAGUAAAUGGCAGGCUAAAGACAUGGAAUUACUUGAGCAGGACUAUCCCAAAUACUCAAAUACCUCACAUUGGAGAUUAUGUCCGCAUAGUGAGUGCAAUCUGCAACAAGUUUAGACCAGACUUGAGCACUGGAAUGGAGGAGGAAGAUGUUGCGAUGGCUGCUAAAAUGCGAUUUCUUGCAAAUGGCGUGAAUGAGUUAAAGGAUUAUGUUGAGACGAGAGGUUUAGAGAAGCGGAACAUGAAAUGGAAGAGGAUCGACUCCCAUGAUGUGGUCUUUCCUCGUUUGACAGAGGAGGAAAUACGCCAGUUGACCUUUGGUGUUUACCAAAUCAGAUUGGCAAAGUCAUACACACACGAGCAUUUGAUGGAAGGAAAGUAUGAAAUUUUCAUCAGUAAUGAUUGUGCUGGUAUCCUCUGUGCAAAGAUUCAAAGUAGACACAUUUCAGCUAAGAAAUACUUACUUUGGAUUAGAUAUGAUGACGUCAGUAUCAAAUCCUGGUUUUGCAAAUGUAAAGUUGGCGCAAGAGUUGUGGGCAUGUGUGCUCACGUUACCAGUGUGAUUUGGUUCUUGGCUCUUGCUCGUCAUGAGGGGAGUGGUGUCUGUGGUGUGCGUGAUCGGUGUAGUUUGGUUGAGGAUGCUGCUGCACUCCCAAUUGAUGAAUCAGAGAGUGAGGAUGAAGAAAGAUGUUUCAUAACAGAAGAGGAGUGAAAGUGAAUCUCAGACUCAUCAUUCAACAUUGCAUAAUAAAUCAAAACUUUUAAGAAUUAUUGUUAGUAUCAUACUCUCCAUAUGCAAUUUCUAGUAUUACGAUAUGAAGGAUCAGCCUCUCUGUUCUGUUUAUGAUUUUUUAUCUAAAAAUGUAUUAUUCUGUUAUUGAAAAGUUUUAUUUAA
This is a messenger RNA of Saccostrea echinata, 1093 nucleotides long. RefSeq lists its product as uncharacterized. Lineage: Eukaryota; Metazoa; Mollusca; Bivalvia; Ostreida; Ostreidae. The record is from RefSeq and is a predicted model, not a curated record. The coding region runs from base 11 to 910 and encodes 299 amino acids. The transcript is spliced from 3 exons.